Molecule: messenger RNA, 2823 nt
Organism: Folsomia candida
Lineage: Eukaryota; Metazoa; Arthropoda; Collembola; Entomobryomorpha; Isotomidae
Product: sushi domain-containing protein 2
Exons: 3
Coding region: 1-2493 (830 amino acids)
Cellular component (GO): extracellular region
Molecular function (GO): chitin binding
Source: RefSeq, a predicted model, not a curated record
AUGUCUAUCACCUCGAACUUAAACAUACUCUAUAGAAUUGAUUCCGAAGGGUUCAUCUCUGAGAUUCAAGGCAGAUUUGAUACACGGCUGAACUCUAGGAGUGGAGUAAUUUUUGAAAAUUUCAUUGACCCAGACGCUUCCCUUGCUAAGUUAUUACUGGACGAUAUAGCUGUACGAGCGUCCACUUUAGUUGCAACCGAAAUUCAGACUUUCACCAGGUUCAUUACCGACUUUAUGGAUAUCCUCCUGACGGAAAUCAAGUUCUACGACAUCAUUACUUGGCAUCGGUACGGAAACACGACCACAGAUCCUCCGGUUGUUUGCUCCAGACAAAACUCGAGAUCCUCUAUUUCUGUAGGCAACUGGUAUGUCCCAAUUUUCGGUCAUGCCCCUCUAACCAUUCGGGGCUCGCGACUUGACAUUUUGAAAGGUCUUGAAUGUCGCUUUGAAGACGUUUCUACCAUUGUGGUUCAGGCCACCAUUCAAAAUUUAAGUACCGCCUCAUGUGAAAUUCCAUACCUGCACCAAACGGGUCGGAUCCCUGUUGAAAUUGUUCAAGUUUUUCCUUCAGGUUGCGAUCAAAAUUUUAAAGAAACAAUUUUCUCUGCUAAACCUGACGACAUUAAUACAUCCAUGGACGCCAAGGUGGCUAACGAUGGUAGAGUAGAGUUAAUUUGGGACGCCACCUACUUUAAAUCUUCUCAUUUACAGUUGCAUUUGGCAGAAUUGUUGGCAGACCAAGGCACCUGGCAAUCGCGUGGAAUUCUCGUGUCAUCUAUAGUAAACUCAGGGCAGUAUUCCGGCUAUCCAGAAAAUCCCUCCAUUUUGGCCACACUGAAAUCCGGAUUCGUUCUAUUCAUAUCUCCCCCAACAGAAACCACUGCCAUCUACUCGGAUGUUCUCUACACAGGUUACGGCAAAACCAAGGAAUACUUUAUUGAAGUGUGCCAAUCCUGGUAUGAAACAGAUCCCGGCCCACCCACCAACUUAGAACCGUGUCCACCCCUAUUUACUCAGGCGUUAGUAGAUCCCCGCUUUGAGUACGAGUGGGAACUACAAAAUCCUGAGAAGAUAGAAUUCUACCACUCGGGUGCUCAAAACUCGUUCCGGCAAGUCAUCCCAAAUUCGAAUGGAGCCGGUUCACAAUGCACCUACAAAGAUGGAACACUCCUAAUUGGGGCCCCUGGUGGUGGGUCGGCAGACUAUGCCUCUCCUAAUAAUCGCACGGGGUUCAUAUCUCACCACAUUUGGGACGUAUAUCCUUGGUACAUCUGCUGCGGGUUUAGCCAAGACGCACAAUCCUGUCGAAAGUACUAUGAGCGACGUCCCUCAGACGAUGGGACAGAAUACGUGCCCCCUCCACGACCUGGAAAUGGAGAAGGUGACCCACAUAUGACAACCUUUGACGGAGUUUCCUAUACUUUCAACGGCGUGGGUGAAUUUUUCAUGAUCAAAUCCAACAGCGGUGUCAAAGACCGUGAGUUUCAAAUGCAAGCGCGCAUGACUCAAUUCGUAGAUACUGCUAGCGGUCAAGCCCGAAACGCUUCUGCUUUCACAUCCUUCGCCUUCCGUGAAAUCAACAACAACAACGAACUGCUCAUCCAGCUACAAGUUACCAGCGCCGAAGAGGCAGGUCAUGGACUUGUCGUCUUGCUCAACCAAUCCCUGCUGGAAAUUCCACCCGGUUUCAGGUACCAGUCGGGAAAACCAUUCGUUUCCGAAACGCAAGUCGAUGGUUCUAUCUCCGUGUAUUUUGACUCGGAAGGAAUUAUUAGCACCGUAUUUGUCAAAUUCAGCACUGGAUUCAGUUUCAACAUAAUCUCCACGGGGUUGGGAGCCUUAAGCGUUAUGAGUUUCGCAGAGAUCCACAAUGAGUUCGGAGUGCAAUGGAGAACUACAGCGGCCCAAUCCAUUUUCACUUAUGACUUUGGAAAAACCCACGCCUCAUAUCAAGAUCUCGGGUUCACUCCAAACUUUGACGAACCUAGUCCCGAGGACUUCCCAGAAGCUGGUGAAGUUUGUGGGAAUUCAAAGCAAUGCCUGUACGACUACGUGUCGACGGGUAGUUUGGAUUUCGCCAAAAACACGAAACAAUCCCAAGAUGACUUUGAAGCGGUUCAGGAUACCAUCGAUGAAAUAGUGACAAUGUGCGACCCUCUACAAGCACCUAGCGAUGGCUGGUUUUCGGUUGACAACUAUCUUGCCGGCUCUGUCGCAACUUUCUACUGCAAUCCCGGAUUUGUCGUAGACGGAAGCCCAUCCGUCGUUUGUACUGACGAUGGAACAUGGGACAAGAGGGCGCCGAUCUGUGUAGAAGAACAGGGCUUUGACUGUUCGGGCCGGGAGGAUGGAUAUUACGCAGAUGUUACAGACUGCCGCAAGUACAUAGGAUGCAUCAGGGAGGCCUUGAGAUCAUACACGUGCCCAUUUCCAAUGCUGUUCGACUCUGUGAGGUUCACUUGUGUUCCCGCGAAUUCGGCGGUGUGUGCUUAACCCGUUUCCCCACUUAUUACAUACAUAUUACUUAUUAUUACAUACGGUGCACGAUUUUGUCCAAAGAAAAUUAUAUUAUUUUGUUUAAAUAUUACUUCCACCAUUUCAAUAAUGUCGAAAUACAGACCGGUAAACAAAACUUUAAUCUUCAAAAUCUAUUAUGUUCGUAAUCCAACCCGGUAUGUUCAAAUUAACAGUGCAUCUGCUCUGCUAAAUGCAAUUAUGUGCUUCAUUAUUUUGCAUGCAAUUAGAUUAAUUGAUGCAAUGAGCCGUAAUUUACUUAAAUCGGAUACAUUAAUUUAAAUACAAAUGUCGAAUACGUUAUUCACA